Paramacrobiotus metropolitanus is the source of this 4206-nucleotide messenger RNA. RefSeq names its product homeobox protein cut-like 1. Lineage: Eukaryota; Metazoa; Tardigrada; Eutardigrada; Parachela; Macrobiotidae. The transcript is spliced from 16 exons. Gene Ontology annotation, molecular function: DNA binding. The record is from RefSeq and is a predicted model, not a curated record. The coding region runs from base 957 to 3815 and encodes 952 amino acids.
CCUUCAAUUCGCCAUCUUCCCAACUCAUGCAGCCGGCGUCACAGCGCUCAAUGAAACAGAUCAUGUGGCAGCGAUCUAUUUGAUAUAUAUUCACUUCGUACGCGCCUUCCGUUCCGUUCUUUCCAGCUCUCGCGCUAUGAAUUCAACUCGACAAGUAUUUUUCAGCUAGCAUCCACGCCACGCACACGUAGUCUACAUCUUCUCUUCGAUCCGUUUCAACACUUCUUAUUUCACUACUUUCUCUGGCCAGAACAUACUGCGAUCGAACGUGCUGAAAUCCACUUGCCACUCGCAGAUGCACGCAUGCACAACCGGUUCUCUGAUCCACACCCGAGAAGCUUUCAACAACGACCCAUCGUCUUUUCGUUUGGCAUUGCUGGAAACCAGUUAAUGGUGAAGCGGACGUUUUGAGUGGGAGUUCUUGACUUGAUAGCACCGCACGUACAAUCGACCAGCCGAAUACCAUUGCGGCUUCCCUAGUUGCUCUGUUGCUGUACCAUCCACUGACCACUUUGCUGCAUUUAUUACCAUUGCGCGUUCCGCCUUCUAUCUCAUACGACUGCCCGCGCUGCACCGGAGGCAAGGAUUUUGUGACAGUUCCCUUCGACGUCCAGGUUGCUGACGUCCCGGUCACCCCGCGCGGCUCAAGUGAGCCCGACAGAAACCUUUUCCCAUACCAGGAGGAAGUGCAGCAAACAAGUUCAAGCGUUGUGUGCUUUAAUUCCAGGCGGAAGUCGAUAACCUGGUCUGCUUAGCGUUCGAAUCAUUCGAUAUACUGCAGCAUAUACGUGCACUACAGUGCUGCGUCGACGCUUUUCCACUUCUCAGCCAGUGUCUGCACACUGCAGUGCAUUCCCAAAGCCAUCUCCACCAAAUUACACAUACCUUCCCCGAGAAUGCCAGCGUUUGGCUUUCGAUUCAGGAAAUAACCUUUGAGAGUGGAUUGGUUUAAGUGGAUGAAAGGGAGCGGCGCGGGGGAAGCGGUGGCUGUGGCAGGAAUGGAGCGGCGACUGUCAGCGGCCGACAGCGAAGAAAGCUCGGCGCUGCAGCUGCAGAUGGGCAUUCUGCGCCGCGAGCUGGACCGCGCCAACAGCGGCCACGCCGUCAGCGUCAACGGGCCGCAUCCGCGACUGACCAAUGGCGUGCAGGCCUUGGACGACGGCAAACUGACCCUCCUCGCACAGGAUCUCAACCGCGCUAAUGAGCGAGCAACCGCUGCAGAGUACAAGAUCGCCGAAUUGCAGCAGCAACUGACCUCGCUACAGCGCCAACUCAACAAAACGCAACAGGACGCUGCCGCCGGCGACGGAACCUCCCGAGCACAGGCGGACGGUAUUGCGCGGCUCCGUGAUGAGCUGGAGCGGCUGAAGAGUUCCUACCAGGCACAGUUCAAUCGGCUGGAGGACCAGUUGUCGCGGCUAAGCUCCCAGAAUGCACUGCUGCUCAGUAAACUCGAUCAGCAGCGCGAUUACGACACCGUCAAACACCAGCUCAACUUGCUGAAAUCGGGACGGUAUCAGGAAGACAACCUGUCCAAUGGCCAUUACGAAUCUGUUAUGUUGGCGCGCAAUCGACGCAUCCAGGAAGCGGAAAACACGGCAAUCCGCGGACGCGAAAUGGACUAUGCCGGCAUUCGCCGGCGCAUUACCACCAAUGGCGGCACCAACGGCAUGGGCGGCUACAGCCUCCCGAGUCCCCGAGGCCUCGACCCCGAGGAGCCGGAAGACCCUGAUGAACUCUACUCUGAUGACCUUUCCGACCUGGAAUCCAACUUGACCCCGGAGAUGCUGGCCAAGAUUGCUGACGCCAAGAAUGUCCUGCAGGGUCUCUCCAGCCGAGCGAACACCGCUUCCCCCUCGGGCGGGUCUCGCUUCAUGAACACCAUGCAGGUGGCCGACCAAGUCAACCGCGUCCUGGAGGAGGAGGGUAUCACACGCUGCGCCCUGGCCAAAUUUGUCCUCCAUGGAUCGUACAAGAUGGUGUACGAUGCCCUUCACGACCCACGACCUUGGGGCUUCCUCAACUCCGCCGGGCGCGACAAGUACCGGAAGCUGAAACUGUGGGCAGAAGACGCCCGUUGUAUCAGUGCGGUGAAGCUGCUGCAGGUGUACUGUAAGGACCGCCGGCGCCGCGGCGACGGCAGUACGCCGCCAUCCGGCUUCGAGGACGACUCCCCGACCGAUCUGUCAUUGCCCAAGCAUUCUCCUAUUCGCCGCAGGUCGCAGGCGGACCUGCUGAGUAUGGGAUACGAGAGUCCGGGCCGAAUUAUGAUGCAGCCCGGGGCCAUCUUCCAUCCCGGAAUGCGACGGCCAUCCAUGCUGGAGGCUUCCGAGUCACAGGCGCUGCCGGUCGCGCCCAAACGUACCUCCCCACAACAUUCCGUGCCGCGGCGGACAGCUAGCGCGCUGGCGGUACCCCCUGCUCCUAUUUCGUCCAGCUCAGGUGUCUUCCGACCAUCGCAGAGCUUCACGGCCUCGCCCGUCGCCUUGGGCAUCUCCUUCCCCGACUAUCGCAAGAAUGUCCUCCAUCAAAUCACCGACGACAUGAUCAACCAAUACGACCCGCUGGACACCGACACCGUCACCCGGGCGGUGCGCAGUAAACUGAACAAAUGCAACGUCAGUCAGCGCCUCUUUGGUGAGGUGGUCUUGGGCAUGAGCCAGGGAGCAGUCAGCGACCUUCUCAAGCGGCCAAAACCCUGGAACAAGCUGACGCGCCCCACCAAGGAGCACUACGUGCGCAUGCAGCAGUUCCUGGAGGACGAGCAAAGCAUCCCGGUGCUUCAGGCGAUCCAGAACCGCGAGGAUCCCGAGCGGGUGCUGCAGGUGCCGCCCGAGGAGGACGAGGAACGAGUGGAUGUCCGGGACAUGUGGAAGAAAGAAGAUUCUCCGCAAUCCUCUCCCAGUAUGGUCAGUAUUCCAUCGGGCCCGGCCGCUGGUUUGGCACCGGUGCCGCCCGUCAACGAAACCAUGGCUUCCGACAGUGAGCUUAGUGAACGGGAAGCCUUUCAGGCGGUGAAGGAGCACUUUGCGAAGUUCUAUCAGAUUCAGGAUGUCUCCCGCAGCCCCAUGCUGGACACCGUCGUCGUGGCCAGUCGCAUUAAGGAGGAAUUGCGUGCCCGCAAUCUCCAACAGAAGCUCAUAGGCGAGCUAGUUUUGGAUGUCGGCCAAGGAACUGUUAGCGAAUUGCUGAAUAAGCCGAAACCGUACGGAAUGCUGUCCAUGAAGGGACGGGAAAACUACAUGAAGUUGAUGAAACUGCUGCAGACUGCUGAAGAUUUCACACUACUGGAAGCGCUCCGCACACAAGGACAGCAAAAAGGUCAGGACAAGCUCCAAUUAGCCUCGACGACGAAACGCGGUCGCUCCUUCACGGACGAUGAGCCCCGCGAGGAGAAGCGUUCGCGUGCCUCCCCCAAUUUCAGCCCCAGCCACGACGCUGACGACGAGCUGGAGGUUGAACCGGGCGUCGACGAGGAGCCGGAAGGGGAUGCGGGAGAACGAGCAGACGUGGACCGGGAAAACCAGCGCUACUACCGUGCAGCGACCGCUAAAUACUCAGACGACGAGUCUACCGGCGACGGCCACGACGACGGGCAGAUGAUCAACGGGGUCAUCGUGCCCAAGUCGGCCAUGCGGACGCCGCAGCGCAGCCACGACACAGUCAUCGUGCAGCCGGCCCUGGGCGGGAAGAUGUACGCCGGAGGCGGCAGCUACGAGGAGGCUCUGGAGCGCAAAGACAGCUGGGGUCUCAACGGCCGAGUGCAGCGCGACAACGACGGUGACGCCCAAGUGGACGACAAAGACUGGUCGUAGGCGGGGCCACCGGCGUUCCGCGUUCCCCGGUGGACGGAGCUAUUUUUAUUUCGUGGUCGUAUAAAAACGCAUUAAUUUAUAAUUAAUGUGGUUAUUUAUUUCAUUUAUUUCCUUAAUCAAUUUUGACGGUGCUGAUAUAUGGCGCGAAUCGGUGAAAAGUUCCUUUUUUUGUUUGUUGCUGGUGUUUGUUUUGCCGGGAAUUAUUCGUCGUCGGUGAGAUUAAGCGUGUACAGCGGUCUGUUCUCCUUUACUUUCUUUCUCAUGUUCUGAUUCUCACUUUUUUGGAUUUUUUUGUAGUAUGUCUGUAAAUUUAGGACGAUGUUUUCCGUAUUUGUGUGGGUCGGUUAAUGUUUUAUGAAUGUGAUCUGAUCGUAAGUUCCUUUGUGCAUAA